AUGAGUUCCUCAAGAAGUCAUAAAAGAAGACGCGACUCGGACGACGAACGCGAUGAGAGAUCGAAUAAACACUCCAAAAUCUCCCCUUCCUUGAAAGCAAGCAUAAAACCUAUUGAUCAGGACGACUAUUUUGAAAAAGCAACAGAGUUCAGACUUUGGCUAAAAGAACACAAGCACAAGUAUUUUGAUGAACUUAGCUCUAAAGAGUCAAGAAGAUAUUUCAAAAAAUUUGUUAGAAGGUGGAAUGAUUAUGAAUUGGAAGAAAAAUACUAUAAGGGCCUAAAUUCCUCUCAAUUGGACUCUUCUGAUACAACACGCUAUAAAUGGUCAUUUGCAAAGAACUUGGAUAAAAUGGAAAUGGAUAGUAUUAAAGAUAGUGUUGAUAGCAUGACAGGAUUAAGCCGUGGUGAUGAUAAAGUCAGAGCAUCGGGUAAAAGAAGAGCUCAAGCAGUAGGACCAACCAUUCCUGAUGCUGUUGAUAAAGAAGAGCAGUAUGAAAGAGAGCGAGCAAGUCGCAAAUAUGAAUCAAGAAGAAAGAGAGAACACAGAGAAGCCGUGUUGGAUGAAAUAGCACCAAAAGAAACAGGUCGAGAAGCCGCUCUUGCAAAGAAGAGAGCAUUGAGUGCAUAUCAUAAGCGGGAACGUAGUCCUGAUGUUGAACUACCAGAAGCUGAUUUAAUGGGUGGUGAUGAUUUUCAAUCAAGGUGA
Gilbertella persicaria is the source of this 708-nucleotide messenger RNA. RefSeq lists its product as uncharacterized. The coding region runs from base 1 to 708 and encodes 235 amino acids. The record is from RefSeq and is a predicted model, not a curated record. The transcript has 4 exons. NCBI's taxonomy places the organism in Eukaryota, Fungi, Mucoromycota, Mucoromycetes, Mucorales, Choanephoraceae.